Abrus precatorius (Indian licorice) is the source of this 1590-nucleotide messenger RNA. Its product is annotated as putative disease resistance protein At3g14460. The transcript is spliced from 5 exons. Lineage: Eukaryota; Viridiplantae; Streptophyta; Magnoliopsida; Fabales; Fabaceae. The record is from RefSeq and is a predicted model, not a curated record. The coding region runs from base 1 to 1590 and encodes 529 amino acids.
AUGAAUUGCACGUCCUUUCCAUCUUUGGGAUAUUUGCCUUCUCUUUUGGAGCUGCGCUUAACAAAAUUCAACAGUUUGCAAAUGAUUGGUCCAGAAUUCUAUGGGAACCUGAUUGAACCUUUCAAGUCACUGGAAAUCCUUAAGUUCAAGGAUAUGCUGCAAUGGAAGGAAUGGCUGCCGAUUGAAGUUGAGGGUAGAGAAUUUCCUUCACUUGUACAACUUCACCUGAAAAGAUGUCCCUCGCUUACUGGAAAGCUGCCACGCUGCCUAGUUUCCUUAGGAAACCUGUUGAUUUCUGGAUGUCCAAACCUAGAGGAUUCGCUGCCAAGGGUUCCAAUGUUGAGAGAACUAGAGUUAACAGACUGCAGGAAGUUGCAACUAAUCCAGAUUGGGGAUUCUGAGAACAAAUAUGCUUCCCUUGAGAAAUUACGUUUAAAGAGUAGCUGUGAUUCUCUUGUCACUUUUCCAUUCAACUCCUUCACUUCUCUCCAAGAACUCCAUAUCCAAGAUUGUCGCAGCCUCAAGUCCUCCUCUAUUUCACCAGAGGACAAUUUCUUGUGUCUACAAACUUUGAAACUUAAGGAUUGCCCAAACCUGGUCUGCCUCUCUGAACGUCUUCCUGCUCCCAAACUCCAGUCACUCUCCAUCAGUAGACUUCUGAAGCUUUCAUCGCUGGACCAUAUUCAACACUUUACUUCUCUUAAGUAUCUGAAGAUCAAGGAUUGUGAUCAGCUUGAAUCUGUACCUCUGCAGGGACUGGGACUGGCGGACUCCCUUCUUACUCUUAUUGUUAAGGGAUGUUCACUGCUAAAGCCUCUGCUUGAGAGGGGCACAAAUCGGAACUUCUUCACUUCUCUCCAAGAACUCCAUAUCCAAGAUUGUGGCAGCCUCAAGUCCUCCUCAAUUUCAUCAGAGUGUCUACAGACUUUGAAACUUAAGGAUUGCCCAAACCUGGUCUGCCUCUCUGAAUGUCUUCCUGCUCCCAAACUCCAGUCACUCUCCAUCAGUAGGCUUAUGAAGCUUUCAUCGCUGGACCAUAUUCAACACCUUACUUCUCUUAAGUAUCUGAAGAUCAAGGAUUGUGAUCAGCUUGAAUCUGUACCUCUGCAGGGACUGGGACUGGCGGACUCCCUUCUUACUCUUAUUGUUAAGGGAUGUUCACUGCUAAAGCCUCUGCUUGAGAGGGGCACAAAUCGGAACUUCUUCACUUCUCUCCAAGAACUCCAUAUCCAAGAUUGUGGCAGCCUCAAGUCCUCCUCAAUUUCAUCAGAGUGUCUACAGACUUUGAAACUUAAGGAUUGCCCAAACCUGGUCUGCCUCUCUGAAUGUCUUCCUGCUCCCAAACUCCAGUCACUCUCCAUCAGUAGGCUUAUGAAGCUUUCAUCGCUGGACCAUAUUCAACACCUUACUUCUCUUAAGUAUCUGAAGAUCAAGGAUUGUGAUCAGCUUGAAUCUGUACCUCUGCAGGGACUGGCGGACUUCCUUCUUACUCUUAUUGUUAAGGGAUGUUCACUGCUAAAGCCUCUGCUUGAGAGGGGCACAAAUCGGAAGCUUCUCUCUCGCAUACCGCAUUCAACCAUUGUGGAUUAA